AUGCUGUCUGCGGCUGGAGGAUGUGUACUCUCAACGAUCACUCGUGUGAAGACGGCCUGGAAUAAAUUCAGGGAACUAUUGCCUGUUCUCUCUUCCCGUCAUCUUUCCUACAAGACCCGUGGCAGGUUGUGCAGUACAUAUGUGCGUAGAGCAAUGCUGUACGCAAGUGAGACGUGGCCCUUGCCAAAACCAGACCUCCUUCGCCUACGACGAAAUGACAGAGCCAUGGUCAGACAGAUUUGCAGGGAGAAGAGGCUACGCUGGUUUGGGCAUGUUGCUAGAUCCAGUGGGGCAAUCAAUAAUGUCUUCAAAAUGAAAAAAGAGGGAGGACAACCAAAGAUGACCUGGAAAGCACAGUUAGAAAAAGACCAGCGUGAGUGGGGACUUCGUGAUGUUAACCCAUUGGAUAGAGAUGCCUGGAAGUCAAAUGUUAGGUCUGUCAUGCGUGCAGCAAGCCAGUUACCUGGAAGGGAGCCUACUGCUGUGGAAGAUGCACCUAAUCCUGCACGUUAA
Molecule: messenger RNA, 513 nt
Organism: Ostrea edulis (European flat oyster)
Lineage: Eukaryota; Metazoa; Mollusca; Bivalvia; Ostreida; Ostreidae
Exons: 2
Coding region: 1-513 (170 amino acids)
Source: RefSeq, a predicted model, not a curated record